This is a messenger RNA of Nyctereutes procyonoides (raccoon dog), 2353 nucleotides long. RefSeq names its product kelch domain containing 4 (gene KLHDC4). The transcript is spliced from 12 exons. Lineage: Eukaryota; Metazoa; Chordata; Mammalia; Carnivora; Canidae. The record is from RefSeq and is a predicted model, not a curated record. Gene Ontology annotation, molecular function: protein binding. The coding region runs from base 60 to 1628 and encodes 522 amino acids.
UUCGCCGCUCUGCGCUGUGCGCCCCUCUGGGAGUCCCGGUGUUUCCUCGGACGGGCGCGAUGGGCAAGAAGGGCAAAAAGGAGAAGGGCCGCGGGGCGGAGAAGACGGCCGCCAAGAUGGAGAGAAAGGUGUCCAAGCGCUCGCGGAAGGAGGAGGAAGAUCUUGAAGCUCUGAUAGCCCAUUUCCAGACGCUAGAUGCCACCAGGACUCAGAUCGUGGAAACACCAUGCCCCCCACCUUCACCAAGGUUACAUGCCUCACUCUCUGCUCAUCCUGAGAAAGAUGAGUUAAUCCUUUUCGGAGGUGAAUAUUUCAAUGGCCAAAAAACAUUUGUAUAUAAUGAACUGUACGUUUACAAUAUCAAGAAGGACACCUGGACCAAAGUAGAGAUCCCCAACCCACCUCCAAGGCGCUGUGCUCAUCAGGCUGUGGUGGUGCCUCAGGGUGGAGGACAGCUGUGGGUCUUUGGAGGAGAGUUUGCUUCUCCUGAUGGAGAGCAAUUCUACCAUUACAAGGAUCUCUGGGUGCUGCAUUUGGCCACCAAGACCUGGGAGCAAGUAAGAUCAACAGGAGGCCCUUCAGGUCGGAGUGGACAUCGGAUGGUAGCCUGGAAGAAACAGUUAAUCCUUUUUGGUGGCUUCCAUGAGAGUACAAGAGACUACAUCUACUACAAUGAUGUGUACGCCUUCAACCUGGACACGUUCUCCUGGAGUAGACUGUCCCCGUCAGGGGCUGGGCCCACACCCAGAUCAGGCUGCCAGAUGUCUGUCACUCCCCAGGGUGGCAUUGUCAUCUAUGGGGGCUACUCGAAGCAGAGAGUCAAAAAAGAUGUGGACAGAGGCACCCAGCAUUCAGAUAUGUACCUGCUGCAGCCCGAGGAUGGAAAAGAAGGCAGCUGGAGGUGGACUCGGAUUAAUCCUGCAGGAGCCAAGCCCACUCCGAGGUCUGGCUUUUCGGUGGCUGUGACCCCGAACCAUCAGACGCUGCUCUUCGGGGGAGUCUGUGAUGAGGAAGAGGAAGAGAGCCUGGAGGGGGACUUCCUUAAUGACCUGCACUUCUAUGAUGCCACCAGGAACCGCUGGUAUACGGGGCAGCUCAAGGGACCUAAGUCCGAGAAGAGGAAACGUAGGAGAGGCAAAAAAGCAGAGCCCGAGGGUCCUGACAGGCAGGAACAUGGGGGAACCAGUGCCCAAGAGCCCCUGGAGGUGGUCAGAGAGGUGGUCACAGAAGACGGGACCGUGAUCACCAUUAAACAGAUGUUUGCCACCCCGGGGCCAGCUGGAAAACCUCCGUCCAACGAGGAGGACAGCCCUGAUGAAGUGGGUGGCCCUGUGGUGGAGCCGAGCCCCCGCUCAAAUUCUAUGCUGGCCGUGAAGCACGGGCGGCUCUACCUUUACGGGGGCAUGUUUGAGGCAGGUGACCGCCAGAUCACCCUCAGUGACCUGUACUGCCUGGAUCUCCAAAAGAUGCAGGAGUGGACGGCCUUGGUGGAAAUGGAUCCCGGAACUCAAGAGUGGCUGGAGGAGUCAGACUCAGAAGAGGACAGCAAUGAGGGCGAGGGCACCGAGGACGAGGACAGUGGCGAGAGCGACAAGGAGUCUGGGGAUGUGCUCUCACGGCAAGCUUAAGUUUUUGAAAGAACAUUUGUAUGUGGAGUGCGUUUGAGCAGCGCCGUCUUGGUUUCUUUGAUGGAAUGAAGAUUUCCUCGCCAUGUGAUUUCUCUAGAUUUGGUGCUCUCGUGCUCACCUGGCCAGGCUAUGAGCGGGGGAUGGCCUCUGGAGCUGCCUGACCCAGGCUUUGCUCCCACCCCCUCCUUCCCUGAGGAGGAGCCCCCGUGCCAUUGCCUGCCAAGCGGCUUGCAGCCUGCCUGCCCGGGCUGAAUCGUAUCAGGUGGAGCUCGUCCUGGAUGACACUGGGCCCCACAUGGAGAAGAGAGCAGCCCACAUCGUGGCCAGCAUUUCAUGUGAUGACUCAGCCUAACGCCCCGCCUACUGGGAUGGAAGUAAACCCGAGUGAGGUGCAGUUAGUAUCCCUUAGUAUCACUGGGUGUGAUUUAAAUAAUUCAGCCUCGGGAUGAAGCUGCAGCACAGCUGGUCUUCUGUGCGGCCCAGUGGUGCCUGUGGGACGUCCCCCCUACGCUGAGUGGUGCCAUGAGGGUGAGGCAGCAUGUGGUGUGCUUUGUGUGCGGUUUCCCUUCUGCCAGAUGAGGAGGCGCACAGUCUGGUUGACAGUACAUUGUCGGCCGGGAGUUCUCAGCCUUGAUUUCUGGAAGUUCUUGGUGGCAGCCCACUGACCACCUUUACAUGCUGUGUAUCUCUGCAGAUCUUUGAAAUAAAAUUCCUGUUGGCUGGGU